GGCCAUAUAGAAGAAUUUGUUAAAAUAAAGUUUUGCGAAAGUGAAUAUAAUUUAGUAGUAAUUUUGGAUAUGUUAGUGGUGAACAAUAAUGGUAGCAGCAACAAUAAUAGUAGCAGUGAUG
Molecule: messenger RNA, 121 nt
Organism: Funneliformis caledonium
Lineage: Eukaryota; Fungi; Glomeromycota; Glomeromycetes; Glomerales; Glomeraceae
Source: the annotation of a GenBank genome assembly